AUGGUGGCCCCCGACAUGCAACAUGUGCACCUCGUGCCAAAGCUGACCGCGAAGCCGCCCUUCUCCGUCGAGGUCCCCGGCCAACAGCCCGUCAAGGGCGAGACGCCCGUCCGCCGCCACCCUAUCGCUAAGGACGAGCUGUACGUCAAGCCCGCGCCCGACAUCUCCACCGUCUACGAGCUCGUCAAGGCCUCGGUCGCGAAGUAUGGCAACGCAAAGUGCAUGGGCUCGCGCAAGCUGCUGCGCACCCACCAGGAGACCAAGAAGGUCAAGAAGAUGGUCGACGGCGAGGAGCGCGAGGUCGACAAGCAAUGGACCUUCUUCGAGCUGAGCGGGUACGAGUACAUCAACUACUACGAGUACGAGAAGCUCACCUUGCAAAUCGGCUCCGGCCUGCGCAAGCUCGGCCUCGAGAAGUACGACCGCGUCCACGUCUACGCCGCGACGAGCCAGAACUGGCUCGCCAUGACCCACGGCGCCGGCACCCAGACCAUGCCCAUCGUCACCGCCUACGACACCCUCGGCCAGGAGGGCCUCAAGCACUCCAUGGUUGCCACCAAGGCCAAGUGCAUCUUCCUCGACCCUCACCUGCUGCCGACCCUGGGCAACGUGCUCAAGGACGCCACCGAGAUCAAGUUUGUCAUCUGGAACAACCAGAACCAGGCCAAGCAGGAGCACAUCGACCAGCUCAAGGCCUCGUACCCUCACAUCACAGUCAUGAACUUUGAGGAGCUCCGGAAGCUCGGCGAGGACAACAUGGUCGACCCCGUCCCGCCCCAGCCCGAGGACCUGUGCGGCAUCAUGUACACUUCUGGCUCGACCGGCACGCCCAAGGGUGUGCCGCUGAAGCACAAGUCCGUCGUCGCUGCCGUGGCUGGUGUCAGCGUCGUCGUGCAGCCCUUCAUCGGCCCCGGCGACGGCCUUCUGACCUACCUGCCCGCCGCCCACAUUCUCGAGUUCGUCUUCGAGAACGCCGCCAUCUUCUGGGGCGCCACCAUGGGCUACGGAAACCCCAAGACGCUGUCUGACAACUCGGUCCGGAACUGCAACGGCGACAUCAGGGAGUUCAAGCCGUCCAUCCUCGUCGGCGUCCCUGCCGUCUGGGAGACGGUCAAGAAGGGCAUCAUUUCCAAGGUUCACGCGGGCAGCCCCAUCGUGCGCUCGCUCUUCUGGAGCGCCCUGUGGGCCAAGAAUAGCCUGAUGAGCACAGGCCUGCCGGGCUCCGGCGUCCUCGACGCUGUCGUGUUCAAGAAGAUCAAGGAGGCCACCGGCGGCCGCCUGAAGCUCUGCAUGAACGGCGGCGGCCCCGUGGCCAAGGAGACGCAGCGCUUCAUCUCGAUGGCCAUCUGCCCCAUGAUCAUCGGCUACGGCCUGACCGAGACGACGGCCAUGGGCACGCUGCAGAACCCGCUCGAGUGGACGACGCAUGCCCACGGCGCCAUGCCCGCGUGCAUCGAGGCCAAGCUCGUCGACUUCCCCGACGCCGGCUACUACGCGACCAACAAGCCGCACCCCCAGGGCGAGGUCUGGCUGCGCGGCCCCUCGGUCAUGGACGGCUACUACAACGACGACAAGGAGACCAAGGAGGCCAUGACGGACGACGGCUGGUUCAAGACGGGCGACAUUGGCGAGUGGGACAACCACGGCCACCUCAAGCUCAUCGACCGCAAGAAGAACCUGAUCAAGACGCUCAACGGCGAGUACAUUGCGCUCGAGAAGCUCGAGUCCAUCUACCGCACCGCCCACGUCGUCGCCAACAUCUGCUGCUACGCCGACAACAACAAGUCCAAGCCCGUCGCCAUCAUCGUGCCCGCCGAGCCCGCCCUCAAGAAGCUCGCGCCCCCCGGCGCCGAGGACAAGACGCUCGAGCAGCUCGUCCACGACAAGAAGGUCCAGCUCGCCGUGCUCAAGGAGCUGCAGAACGUCGGCCGCGCCGGCGGCCUGUCGGGCAUCGAGAUCAUCGACGGCGUCGUCCUGUCGGACGAGGAGUGGACGCCCCAGAACGGCCUCGUCACUGCCGCCCAGAAGCUGAACCGCAGGGGCCUGCUGCACAAGUUCCAGAAGGAGGUCGACGCGGCCUACGCCGCCGCCGGAAACUAG
Messenger RNA from Thyridium curvatum, 2100 nucleotides. RefSeq lists its product as uncharacterized. The transcript is spliced from 2 exons. The coding region runs from base 1 to 2100 and encodes 699 amino acids. Lineage: Eukaryota; Fungi; Ascomycota; Sordariomycetes; Thyridiales; Thyridiaceae. Gene Ontology annotation, molecular function: long-chain fatty acid-CoA ligase activity. Gene Ontology annotation, cellular component: endoplasmic reticulum; plasma membrane; lipid droplet. The record is from RefSeq and is a predicted model, not a curated record. Gene Ontology annotation, biological process: long-chain fatty acid metabolic process; long-chain fatty-acyl-CoA metabolic process.